This is a messenger RNA of Nylanderia fulva, 1409 nucleotides long. RefSeq lists its product as uncharacterized. The record is from RefSeq and is a predicted model, not a curated record. Lineage: Eukaryota; Metazoa; Arthropoda; Insecta; Hymenoptera; Formicidae.
UGAAGUCAGAACGUUUUUAGACAUGAAGAAGAACGUCAGUAUCAUCCUCCUGCUAACAUUCGUGUUAUCGUGUGCACAAGCAGACGAGCACGAGCGACGACGGAACACGCCGCCGGAACUAACGUCGGGGUCGGUCGUCAAAACGUCGAGUGAUGAAGAACCCCAGACACGUCUUCUCUCCUUCAUCCCUGUCACGGCGACUGUCAGUUUAAACGCGGGGCGCAACAAUGCGCAUUCUGUCAGUCUGGGUGCAAGCCUCGACGGUAUUAGUCUCUCGGAAAGUAACAGUUACAACUACCCCACAAGAUAUGGAAUUGAUGGAUCUUCAGUUUCCGUAAGCAAAUCUACGACUGUUGCUGCAGGAUUAUCAGGAAUCUCUACAGCAGGCGCGAAAGCUUACAAUGAUGGUAAUAAUGUCAAAACUGAAAGCCAUUCACUCAGUUUUGGUCAAGCAAGUGCAACUUCUUUCGGAGCAGUCGAAAAUGGACAUGCAAUUACUGGCGCCGCGUCUUCCAUUGGUGGCUCGCAAUUCUCUGUUGAAACUGGCGGUAAUCAAAAACAAUUCUCGCAGGCCGGUGCCAUUAAUGCGCAAUAUCCGUAUCGACCGGCAUGGAACAAUGUUGGUCCAAACGAUGGGCGCAACGAUCGACGUUUCAAUCGACCUACGUUGACCAUCUGGAAACCACAUGAUGGAAGACGGCCGACAUUGAAUAUCGAUUCGUGCACAUCCAGACGAGAAGAAAGGCCAACGAUUCAUAUUCAUCAAUGGCGACCUGAUCACCGAAUAUUUUCUCGACCAGAGCUAUCGAUCAAACAUCAACCGCGCGAUCCUUGGAAUCAUCAAAUUCGUGGAUCGCCGAGUCUUCAAGUAAGCUCUUCCUCUUACGGGUUUUCAGGAUCUUACGAUGAUCCGGUCUCUCAGGACAAUGCAGGUCCUACGAGUUUUGCGUCCUCGUCGAUCGAUCAGGAAUAUACCUUAGGGAACGCUCAAAGUUGGGAAAGUGCGUCUUCUAAUCAUGAUUCUAGUGAUUCCUUCGAUGAAGACAAUUCCAAAGGUACGUCGACCUCGGGACGCCAAGGUGGGAAUUCCGUGACGCGGGUCAAUGCUCAAGCAAUUGCGUCGUCCGUAGACGGGUCCUUCGUUAAAUUCCCUGAAGGUGGGAGUAUGCUAAGUCAGAUUAUACCAUUGCAAUACGUCGGAAACCGAGAUUCUGAGCAAGGACAAUCCGACAGUGAUGUAUUAUCUGAUCUCGCGCAGACUGUUGGCGAAUUGCUCCACGUUGUUUGAUGGAAACGAAAAGAGAUGUGUAUUUACAGCACUUAUUUAAUAUCAGCUUGAUUUUUAUGUCACACAAAUAUUUUUGUAUUUAUUGUGUAGUCAAUCUCAAUAAAGCGAUCGAAUAAAUCUA